AUGGCGGAACGCCUUGGGCAGCGAGUGUGCUUGAUCGGAAUGUCCUGGAUUUUUAACUACUUGGCAGAUUACUUGUGGGUUCCAUCUGUGGCAUAUGCGAAUGAUCAUGGUCUUGGAGUGGAGUUCUUGGCCCAGGUCUAUGCCUUGAACCUGGGCGCCCGAUUUCUGCCCAAUCUGCUCAUCACCCAAUGGGGAUCGCAGAUUGAGUACUGGAUGAUGGCCUUCGUGAGCUUCGGCUAUGCCAUCUCCUUCCUGCAUCCCACCCAAGUUUGGGCCUUUGAUCUCAUGGCGCUUUCUUCGGGCAUGGGCUUUGUCCGAGCAUGCCUGACGGUUCAUGUGCAAGCCUGCUUUCAAGAUAAUCCUGAAAUGUUCACCACCAUCUCCAAGCAUUGUGGCGCUGCGCGAAACUGUGGCAGUAUUGCGGCGAUGAUUGUGCCGGCGUUGCUCUACCAGCACUUUGGGUGGAAGGCCGUCUGUUGCGGAGCCGCCGCCGCGGCACUGCUCUACAUCUUGCUCUCCUGCCUGGUAAGGCGUUUGGAGUCCCCAGCAUCGCGGGAGGCCGUGUCGGAGUUCGAACCUCAUGUGGAGGGAACUUGCACGGACAUCUCGUGGAUUGAUUGGAUGGUUGGAUCAGCCUUCAUCGUCACAGAGUUGCAGUACAACAUCGGCAAUGCGGCCAUCCCACAGACAUUGACCUCGACCUUCAUCAUGUCCGUAGGCGCGGUCGGCCCGACCUUGGGAAGCUUCAAUGCGACGUCGAUGAUCUUCUUGGCCUUGCUACCGACGAUCCCAUGGGUUUUACUGCAUCGGAGUCCUUUGAACAUUUUGAUGUCGUUCUUCUUGGUCUUAGUCUCAGGGCUCUUGGCCGCCUUCUCAGCGCUCGCGCCGGAUCACGGACUGCCCCUCUUCAUCACCAGUAUCCUCUCCUUCACGCUGGCCAUCAACAUGGCACAGGUCCUCAUGCUGGAAUACUUGUCCGGCGUACUGGACACCAAAGGAGUGGAGAAGCUCAUGGGCGUUUCCGAGACUUUUGGUUGCGGCUUCGCGAUGCUGGGUGGCUACGUGGGUGAAGAACUGAAGGUUUUUGGAUCCUCAGCUCCCUUUCUGAUGCAAUGCUUCGUGGCCCUGGUGACCGUCACCACCCUGGGCGCCUCUUUCGCCCACCGCCACGUCACCAGAGAGGACUUGGAUGCAGAGGCGGGUGCGGCGGGCGCAGUGCGGCCGGGUUUUGCCCAGCUGAUGGAGGGCAUCCAGCGCCUGUGCACGUCCGACGAGAAAGAGAGCCUGGCACUGCUGGAACGAAGAUACCGACAGCGACGGGCGAUACGCGGCGGUCCGGUCGGAUGUGGAGACACCGAUGGUCGGUGA
Messenger RNA from Durusdinium trenchii, 1368 nucleotides. The record is from the annotation of a GenBank genome assembly. NCBI's taxonomy places the organism in Eukaryota, Dinophyceae, Suessiales, Symbiodiniaceae.